AUGUUCACAUCUUCGGACCUCAAUCCUUGGAAGGUUAUGGUCAUCUUGGAGGAGCUCUCUCUUCUUGUAAGAGCCGUGACAGAUUUCACCACCUUUCCGAUCCCAUCCUCAAGCUUUAUGGCCCACCUCACCACUCUCCAAGGCAUACACUGCCUACUGCUCUCUUUCACAAUUGCCAAAUCCUAG
Cryphonectria parasitica EP155 is the source of this 186-nucleotide messenger RNA. RefSeq lists its product as uncharacterized. The coding region runs from base 1 to 186 and encodes 61 amino acids. The transcript has a single exon. The record is from RefSeq and is a predicted model, not a curated record. NCBI's taxonomy places the organism in Eukaryota, Fungi, Ascomycota, Sordariomycetes, Diaporthales, Cryphonectriaceae.